Triticum dicoccoides is the source of this 1575-nucleotide messenger RNA. RefSeq names its product protein DETOXIFICATION 49-like. Gene Ontology annotation, molecular function: xenobiotic transmembrane transporter activity; antiporter activity. The transcript has a single exon. Gene Ontology annotation, biological process: xenobiotic detoxification by transmembrane export across the plasma membrane. Bases 16 to 1470 code for a protein of 484 amino acids. Gene Ontology annotation, cellular component: membrane. The record is from RefSeq and is a predicted model, not a curated record. NCBI's taxonomy places the organism in Eukaryota, Viridiplantae, Streptophyta, Magnoliopsida, Poales, Poaceae.
GGGCUGUCAUUGCCGAUGAUCAUGACGGGGCUCAUACUCUACGUCCGUCCGAUGAUCUCGAUGCUGUUCCUCGGCCGGCUCGGCGAGCUGGCCCUUGCCGGCGGGUCCCUCGCCAUGGGCUUCGCCAACAUAACCGGGUACUCAGUCCUGUCCGGCCUCGCCUCGGGCAUGGAACCUGUGUGUGGCCAGGCCGUCGGCGCCAAGAACCUGCCCCUCGUCGGCGCCACCAUGCAGCGGAUGGUGCUCUUCCUCCUCGCCGUCUCCGUGCCUGUCGCCUUCCUAUGGUUUCAGAUGGAGCCGCUUCUCCUGCUUUGCGGCCAGCAUGCCGCCAUCUCCGCGGCGGCGCAGCGCUACAUUCUCUUCUGCCUGCCCGACCUCCUCUUCCAGUCCUUCUUGCACCCGCUCCGUAUCUACCUCCGCACGCAGUCCAUAAACCUCCCGCUCACCACCUGCGCCACGCUCGCUGUCGCCCUCCACCUCCCCAUCAACUACCUCCUCGUAUCAGUGCUCGGGCUCGGCGUCGAAGGAGUUGCACUCGCCUCCGCCUGGACCAACCUCAACCUCGUGCUCUUCCUCCUCGGUUAUGUCUACGUCUCCGGCGUGCACCAUGCCACCGGGGGCUUCUCGCUGUCAUGCAAGCUUUUCAAGGACGAUGUUGCCGCGUGGGUGCGGCUGGCCAGGCUCGCCGUCGAGAGCUGCGCGAGCGUGUGCCUCGAGUGGUGGUGGUAUGAGAUCAUGAUCCUGCUGUGCGGCCUCCUGGCCAAUCCCGAAGCCACCGUCGCCUCCAUGGGGGUGCUUAUCCAGACCACAUCGCUGCUCUACAUCUUCCCGUCGUCUCUCAGCUUCGGCGUGUCGACCCGGGUCAGCAACGAGCUCGGCGCGAACCGUCCAGCUGCGGCGCGCGCCGUGGCCACCGCGGGGCUCGCGCUGAGCGCACUACAGGGCGUCAUCUCCUUCCUGUUCGCCGUGGCUGUGCGCAACGUGUGGGCGCGCAUGUUCACGACGGACGCGGCCAUCCUCGCGCUCACGGCCUCCGUGCUUCCUAUCCUCGGGAUGUGCGAGCUCGGCAACUGCCCUCAGACCACCGGAUGCGGCGUGCUCCGAGGGAGCGCACGGCCCAAGGACGGCGCGCACGUCAACCUCGCCGCCUUCUACGGCGUCGGCAUGCCCGUUGCCCUCGGGCUCGCGUUCUGGGCCGGCAUGGACUUCAGGGGGCUCUGGCUUGGCCUUCUCGCCGCGCAGGCGGCGUGUGUCACGGUGAUGCUCGUGGUGAUCGGGCGCACGGACUGGGACAGACAGGCUGUCCUGGCGCAGGUGCUCGCCGGAGUCGCCGACGACAUCGAACACGGAGGCUAUGUCAACGGAAACGGUGGGAAAGACGCGAGCGAGUGCGUCAAGGUUGCGGCGCCCGACGGCGAUGAGGACUCCAGCUUGCUCAUCACUGUGGUAGGACUGACCGGCGCGCCUUGACAAAGACGGCCGUCGGCGUAUGAAUCACGGUAAUUAGCUGGCCAGUAGAACGUGGGAGACAGACAAUUUUCCGGUCUGAACAUUUUUUGGGGGGAGUUCAUGUGA